Messenger RNA from Prorocentrum cordatum, 551 nucleotides. The record is from the annotation of a GenBank genome assembly. NCBI's taxonomy places the organism in Eukaryota, Dinophyceae, Prorocentrales, Prorocentraceae.
UCCCUGCCCUCUGUCUUGCUCCUCCCCGUUCGCCCCUCGCUCUCGCCCCAGUUGUUUCGUGCGAGGCAGGCCUCUGACCGGAUGCUCAAUCCUGCCUCCUGUCCUUCGCUAUUGUGGAUCUGUCGCCUCCGCGCCCCCCUUCUCGUCCGUCGCUCCCGAGCGCUGAUUUUGCCGCUGCUGCUCCUCCCUCGCUUCUCCUCCGCGCCUCGAUGCCCAGCUGCUCGAGCCUCUCCGUUGCCGCUGUGCCGGUGCACGCCGCUGCCCCGCGUUUCGCGCCGUCGCUCCGCCAUCCUGGUCCCCAGGGUGUCGCUAGCCUGGCCGCGCACGUCGAGGCGCGGGUCCUCCCCCCUCCUCCUCCGUCGCUCCUGGGCCCUCGCCUUUGCUUCUGCGCUGCCUCCCCCCUCUGCCCCUCGCCCCGCCUGGAUUUUGGCAUGGCGGAUUCGGACGUCGGCUCCGCGCUGCACGAGUCGGCGCUCUCAGGGGUGCCGCCGCGCCGUGCCAGCGGAUAGGCGGGGCGUGGGGACUCCUCCCUUACGCUCGGUGCUUCCUCG